CACGCAUCCGGGCUAGGGUUUGAGUCUCAACCACUCUUUUAAAGACCGCACUCAACACACACCUCUUCCUCCUUCCCUUCAUCCUCUCUCUCUCUUCGCUCUCUCUCUCUCUCUCUCUAGAAUUCCUUUGAGAUUCAUUCCUAAGAAGAAGAGAAGAUGAUGCAACCAGGACCCGGUAUUCCUCCACCCACCAUGCCCCAACAAUACCAACAACAACCCUACAUGAUGAUGCCUCCUCAGCCACAACCUCACACACAACCGCCUCAGAUGUGGGCCCCAUCCGCACAACCCCCUCCUCAAUCUCUCCCUCAACAACAACAGGCACAACCUACUAGCGCCGAUGAGGUCCGUACUCUCUGGAUCGGAGAUUUGCAAUACUGGAUGGACGAGAACUAUCUCUACACCUGUUUCUCUCACACCGGCGAGGUUGGAUCUAUCAAAGUUAUUCGUAAUAAGCAGACUAAUCAAUCUGAAGGUUAUGGCUUUAUUGAGUUUACUAGUCGUGCUGGUGCUGAAAGAGUGCUUCAAACAUUUAAUGGCACUAUUAUGCCAAAUGGUGGGCAGAACUUCAGAUUGAACUGGGCAACAUUUAGUUCUGGUGAGAGGCGUCAUGAUGAUUCUCCGGAUUACACAAUAUUUGUUGGAGACCUGGCUACUGAUGUUACAGAUUAUCAUCUGACAGAAGUAUUUAGAACUCGGUAUAGUUCAGUUAAGGGGGCCAAAGUUGUGAUUGAUAGGCUCACUGGUAGGACAAAGGGUUAUGGUUUUGUUAGGUUUGCAGAUGAGGGUGAACAAAUGAGGGCUAUGACUGAAAUGCAAGGGGUUCUUUGUUCAACAAGACCCAUGCGUAUUGGACCAGCCUCUAACAAAAACCUUAACACACAGUCAUCCAAAGCAUCCUAUCAGAAUCCUCAAGGGGGGGCACAGAACGAGAAUGAUCCAAAUAAUACAACAAUUUUUGUUGGCAAUUUGGAUCCUAAUGUCACAGAUGAUCAUUUGAGACAAGUUUUUGGGCAGUACGGUGAGCUAGUUCAUGUUAAGAUUCCAGCAGGCAAGAGAUGCGGAUUUGUCCAAUUUGCUGACAGGAGCUGUGCAGAGGAGGCACUGCGCGUGUUAAAUGGUACACUUCUUGGGGGACAAAAUGUUCGCCUUUCAUGGGGCAAAAGUCCAAACAAACAGGCCCAACAGGAUCCAAACCAGUGGAGUGGAUACACCCAGGGUUAUGGAUACACCCAAGGUUAUGAAAAUUACGGUUAUGCUCCUGCUGCUGGACAGGACCCCAAUAUGUAUGGCAGUUAUCCGGGAUAUGCAAACUACCAACCACCUCAGCAGCAACAGCAAAUAGGAUAUAGUAGUUAAAUUCAGCCCCCCAAUUUUCCGUGUUGUAUUCCAAUGAUGAUUACUCACUUUCUGUUGCUUCUCUUUUUGUGUCUUGUGGAACUUGAAACCUGUCUUGCCCUUUUUUUUCUUCUUAUUUAUCUUGUUUUAUGAUUGCUAAGUACAUUUAUAUUCUAUGCGGAUCUUAUGUAUCCCCAAAAUAUUGCUUGCUGAAUACUUUAUCUAUAUUACAUAUGAAUUGGUCCAUUUUCCAUAUUUUGUAGUAAUUAUGGGAUUUGGAUUUCUCGUU
Cicer arietinum (chickpea) is the source of this 1627-nucleotide messenger RNA. Its product is annotated as polyadenylate-binding protein RBP45B. Lineage: Eukaryota; Viridiplantae; Streptophyta; Magnoliopsida; Fabales; Fabaceae. Gene Ontology annotation, cellular component: cytosol. The record is from RefSeq and is a predicted model, not a curated record. Gene Ontology annotation, molecular function: mRNA binding.